CUGCCAAUCGUCCCCGGUCCCGUGGAGCCGUGGGCGGGGCUCCGCCCCGGGGAGGCCCGCCCCCCCCCCCCCGAGGACCGGUCCCUCCCGGAGCACCGCACCCCGCCCAGGGCACCGCGAAGCCCGGCCAAGGAAAGACGCGUCUCCCCGUGGAAUUGGACCAGACCCACCGGGGGAGUUUGGGGGGGAAAUUUUUGGCCCAAGUCUCAGGAAUGUGACACCAGGAAGCCAAAGCGAAGCGAGAAGCCUGAGUCGCUGGGAAGAGAGGAACAAGUUGUGCUGCAAGGAGAGGAGACUCCUUACAACCGCACCGCCUUGACCUUUGACCCCUUCCACGAUGGCGCACCGCAGUACCGGCUGGCUAUCGAUGCUCUGAUCGAAAACGACAUACAGGGCUACUAUGAGUUCCUCCAGAUGGAAGAGGUGGUGGGUUUCCUGGCCCAGCCGGAAAUCGAAUACAUCAAGUCGACCCUCCAGGUUCCCGCCCAGCCGUCGGGCGUCCCGGAGCUGAUGUUCCCGGAGGGGCCGGCGGGGGAGGAGGGAUCCUCGGACACAUACUGGCCGGUGCAGUCCGACCUGGCGGCCCCGGGGCUGGACCUGGGCUGGCCCCUGCCCCAGCACAGCUUCGCCGGGCCCACGGAGGUCACCACCCUGGUCAACCCCACCGACCCGGAGAUGCCCAGCAUCAAGGAGCAGGCGCGCAGGCUCAUCAAGAACGCGCGCCAGGUGAUCGCUGUGGUCAUGGACGUUUUCACAGACGUGGACAUCUUCACCGACCUCCUGGAGGCGGCAGCACGCCACGUUCCUGUCUACAUCUUACUGGACGAGCAGAACGCUCACCACUUUGCCUCUAUGAUGAUCAACUACAAAGUAAACCCACACUUAAGUCACAUGAUGCGAAUCCGGACUGUGGCGGGAAUAACCUACUACUCUCGGACCGGGGCCUCCUUUAAAGGGCAGGUGAAAGACUGUUUCCUGUUGACGGACUGUAAGGCCGUGCUCAGCGGGAACUACAGCUUCAUGUGGUCCUACGAGAAGAUCCACCGCUGCAUUGCUCACCUGUUCUUGGGGGAGCUGGUUUCCACCUUCGACGAGGAGUUUCGCAUCCUCUUCGCCCAGUCGGAGCCCCUGGUCCUGGACGGCGGCGCGCUGGCCGUCCCGGAGCCCGGCGGGUACCUGAACGCCCCGUUCGGUUUGAAGAGGACGCAGUCUCUGCGAAACCCGGCGGGCUUCCGCAGGCAGCCCGAGGCUCCCUUGGGCUUUCCCUACGGAGACUCCGAUCGAAACCAAGCUCUUCCCUUCCGGAGACAGGACCCCUUCCGGGUGGAGCCGAACCCUGGGAUCUCCAUCGGGAAAUACUCCCAGCAGCAGUUCCGGCUGCAGCAGUCGUUCCUGGAGCAGGGAAGGUCCAUCGUGUCCCGGCAGAUGGAGGUGGGCUCCAGCUCCUACAAGAGGCACAGCUACGCAGAGGGAACCCAGGAAAACUACUCGUCCUCCAGGCAGUACAUGAAGCACAGAGUCAUGAACAACCUGGAGGAGACGGACUUCCACAGGGACCAGUUUCAGAGUAGCCACUUCUAUACUGAGGGACCUGGACCGGGUUCUGGCCACGGACACUACGACAGGCUGCGAGGUCGACCUCCACAUCUCCCCAUCGACCAAUACUCAGACUCCAGCUACCGCUCCGAUCUGGAGCCUCCGCCUGGAAGCUACGGCAGGGACUUUUCCUCUGAGGACCUGGGAGGACCCGAGGGCCUCCAGGCUCCUCCAUUGGCUGGCAGAUAUGGAGGAGGCUCCUCCCAUAGGAGGCCAACCGCAGGUCAGGCCUACGCCUGCCAGAAGUCCCCAACACAGCUUCACCUCCCGGAGAAGAAGCCGACUCACACAGAGGCCGAUUCAGCGUACGACCAAGAUGCAAAUUUGAAGCACGGCCUGAGGGACUGGAGGAUUAACUCCUAUCUAAGCGCUUAUGAGGACGGCGGAGAGGAAGGCCUGCCUCAGCCAAUGGGGGGCGACGCUUUUGAAGAUCCGGGAUCUUCUCAGCAACCGACCCGGGCUGAAGGUUCGGCUCCAUACUUUGGCAUAAAGGAGCCCCCGGCGGCUCCCCCCAAACCCAGGCCAGACAUCCUGUCCCGGCGCUUUGGGAAGCCCAACAUGCCCGAUAAGAUCAACAAGGACUCUUACAGCGACUUCAAGUCCUCUGCUCUGGAGAAGAAAGACCGCGAGGAGGACAGAGAGAGGAACCCUGGGAGAAGCGCGGCAAAGGAACCAGAGGAGGAAAUGGAGGUGAAGGAGUCCGCAGACCUGUUUCUGACCCGGCACGAGUCCUUCCGCUCGCGGAUCAACCCCCUGCUGCAGCGGAGCUCGCGGCUGCGAUCCUCCCUCAUCUUCUCCUCCUCCAAGGCCGAGGUCCACAGCGGCAGCCUGGGCCUGAAGGCGGCCACCGAGGAGGACGAGGAGCUGGACUCGGGACGCACCACCUCCAUCGUGGCCAAGAUCCUGGAGAAGAGGAGGUCCCUGUCCCGGGAACCGUUCGAGUGGAGAAAGAAAACGGAGGAGAGAGACAAGCAGAACGAGAAGGAGGAAAAGGAGAAAGAGCAACAGCAAAGGGAAAGGGAAAGGGAAAGGGAAAGAGAAAGGGAAAGGGAAAGAGAAAGAGAAAGGGAAAGGGAAAGGGAAAGGGAAAGGGAAAGAGAAGCACGGCUUAAAGAGGAGAGCAAAGCAAAGGAGGAGCUCAAAAAGGCAGACGCAGAGGUAAAACCAACGCAGGGCGGAGACAAAUCAGACAAAUCUGAGGCCGACACGUACAAGAUGGACGCGGCCAGCCGGCUGCAGCACUUCAACGAGCAGGCGGCCAAAAGGAAAUCGCUCCAAAUGGAAACGGCGCCGUCUCUCAGAGACCUGGAGCCGGCCGGGAAAAAGCCGGACCUCUCUGACAAGCCUCCUCCGAACCCGGGGAAGACCGCGGCGGAGCCCGAGCAGAAGAAGCCGGACAUCUCGUCCAAACUGGCCGACCUCACUCGCAGAUACUCGCUGAGCUCCUCCAAACCGCCGAUCAUCACGGCCAAACCCUUCGUGAGCUCCCUGAAGACGUCCGAGGCCUCGCAACCUCGCAAGGAGGAGGCCGUGUCCGAGAGCCAGAAGAAGGACAUUUUGAAAUCUUUCAAGCCUCUGCCCUCACCGAAAUUGUUCAAGAAGGAUCCGCUGAAGCUCAAAGGGCUGAAUCCCCGUCGCAUCUCCUGUGGGGAAGAGGUCCUGGUCACGGAUGCCACCGACGCGGAGAAGAGCGAACUGAAGAAGAGCCGCUCUAUGAGCUCCUCCACUCUGUCCCACGAGGAUGCCAAGGAAGGGUCGAAGUUCAUGGGGUCCAACACGUCCAUCAACACCAUCGGCGAGAGCAAGGGCGACGGCAAGAAGCUCGACUUCCUCAAGAAGCAGACCCAGAGGCUGAAGGGACUCCUGGGGCCCAAAGACAAAGACAAGAAGAGCUCAGGGGACGACAGGGGAAUGAGCACGGUCAGAGAAGUGGCUGACGAUCCCAGCAGAAACCAGAGCUCCUCAGCGGGAGACCAAAGCUCGGCCAAUCACAAACCCUCCACGGCCACCUCGGGCUCGUCCAGCCAGAAGAACCGGCAGGAGCGAGAGGAAACGUCCGGGGGCAAAGACGGCGCCUCUGCGGAGAAAGGACAGGAGACGCAGAGCGCCCUGAAGAAAAACCGCUUCCUACGACCUCAGGGCAUCACCCAGGAGAGGGAGGGCCUGCUGAAGAGGAUAGAGAGUCUGAGGAAAGAGAAGAAGGUCUACAGCCGCUUUGAGAUGGGGAAUAGCCUGGCAUGA
Molecule: messenger RNA, 3837 nt
Organism: Menidia menidia (Atlantic silverside)
Lineage: Eukaryota; Metazoa; Chordata; Actinopteri; Atheriniformes; Atherinopsidae
Source: the annotation of a GenBank genome assembly